Clarias gariepinus (North African catfish) is the source of this 2586-nucleotide messenger RNA. It is a transcript of the gene rbck1, whose product is annotated as RanBP-type and C3HC4-type zinc finger containing 1. The record is from RefSeq and is a predicted model, not a curated record. The transcript is spliced from 13 exons. NCBI's taxonomy places the organism in Eukaryota, Metazoa, Chordata, Actinopteri, Siluriformes, Clariidae. Gene Ontology annotation, cellular component: LUBAC complex. Bases 198 to 1733 code for a protein of 511 amino acids. Gene Ontology annotation, biological process: positive regulation of canonical NF-kappaB signal transduction; proteasome-mediated ubiquitin-dependent protein catabolic process; protein linear polyubiquitination. Gene Ontology annotation, molecular function: ubiquitin binding; ubiquitin-protein transferase activity.
AGUUGUUCACUUGAAGGAUUAAUUCACAUAAGAGUUCCCAGGUGACAGGAGGAGUUAAACCAGUAGGGUGUGUUUUUCUCGGCGUCUCGUCAGAAGCUCAGCCACUUCCUUAAAUGUUAGUUUCUUUCACUUUUCAUUGUGGUGAAGCUCAGAGACAGACAGACAGAAACGCGACGCAAACAUUAUUUACAUGAAGAAUGGCUGUGCCCUACACCAUCAGCAAGAUGAGGACAGCUGAGGAAACGGCACAGUCGCUCAGUGAGGCCAUCAAUACAGGAGACAAAGACAAGGCCAUCGGAUGUGUUGAACGGCUCCUCCAGCUGAACGUUCCAGUGUGUAUGCGACUUACUCCGGAGGUCUAUUCUCAACAGUGCAUCAGGUUGAGGGUUGGUGUCGAAGAUGCGCUGUCUGAUGCCUUCAUCUCUGUGCUGGUGACUCCUGGUAUGACGAUCUCAGAACUGAAACAGAAGAUUAGCCAAGACUAUGGCUUCCACCCUUCACUACAGUGCUGGAUCAUAGGGAAGCGUGUUGCUAAGGAUGAAGACACUCUGUUUAGCCACAACGUGACCUGUGAUGAUGAUCAAGCAUUUCUCUUCAUCAGGUCUGCCCAGUGCGCCAAUCUCAGCCGUGAACAGCGGAAACAAGAGGAGCAGAACAUGAAGAUAGGCGGUAUAAUUGAGAACAUUGAGGUGCUCAGUAGAGGUACAGGAGAUUUGGGAGCCCGACGCAAACAAUCUCAACCACCUCCUGAACGAAAACCAAAGCCUGCACCCAAACCAGUGAUAGGAUGGUCCUGUUUGCAGUGCACGUAUGUGAACAAACCAACACGGCCUGGGUGCGAAAUCUGCAGUGCUGAGAGACCAUUAAACUAUAAAAUACCAGAUGUAUACCAACCAGAUCAAGAGGAGAUACAGAGACUUCAGCAAGAAGAGCUGGCCAGUUUACAGUACCAACAAUCUAUUAUAGAAGAACGAGAGAAAAAUUUCCUCAGUCUGCUGGAGACAGACAAUCACGACCUGGUUAGUAACAAAGAGGAUAUUAGCUGCCCCAUUUGCUGUGAUAUGGUCCAGGCAGGAGAGGGCGCCACACUCCGAGAGUGCCUUCACAGCUUCUGCAGAGAAUGUGUGAAGAUGACCAUUCUGACCUGUCAGGAUGCAGAAGUGGCGUGUCCUUAUGCAGACGGGCAGUACUCCUGUGACUGUACGCUUCAGGACCGAGAGAUUAAAACACUCCUGACACCUGAGGAGUACCAGAGGGUUUUGGAGUUGAGGCUGAAUAUUGCUGAGUCACGUAGUGAGAAUAGUUACCACUGUAAAACCCUGGACUGCCCCGGCUGGUGUAUAUUUGAAGACGAUGUUAACGAGUUCGCCUGCGACAUCUGCAACGAGACAAACUGCCUCCUCUGCAAGGCCAUUCACAAAGACAUGAACUGUAAAGAGUACCAGGAUGACCUUCGCCUCAGAGCAGAAAACGAUGCUGCAGCCAAAAAGACUACAGAGGCACUUGAGAGGUUGUUGCAAGAUGGUGAAGCCAUGUACUGUCCUAAAUGCAAAGUGAUCAUCCAGAAGAAAGACGGCUGCGACUGGAUCUGCUGCCUCAUGUGUAAGACGGAAAUUUGCUGGGUGACCAAACAGGCCAGAUGGGGACCUCAGGGUCAUGGAGAUGUCUCAGGUGGAUGUAAAUGUCGCAUCAACAGUGCUCCUUGUCACCCAAAUUGUCAAAACUGUCACUGAUCUCUAAUGUGCCUUGGGAGGACGUAUCAUAUUUCCAUCUACAGUCACUGUGGAGUAGGACAUUAAUCUCUUCUGUAACUAGCAGAAUAUGAAUUAUAAUUGUGGUAUGUGAUCACAAUCUUCAUAACACAUUGUAUUAUUAUUCUGUUUAAAAAGGAAGAAUCAGGUUAUUUGGGUAUGAUGAUGACCAAAUUGUGUUUUAGACAAUGACCAAAGCGGAUUUUGCACAGUAAGCAUCAUGGCACUAAGAUCCUAGGAUGAAUGAGAGAAUUAGCAUUGUUGUGAUGACUAUCCCAUCUUCACUUGCACAUUUUCAUACACUCAUUAGUUCUUCUCUAUUAUAUAAGAGCUACUGAGAAUGGAGCAUAGAGUCUAUCACAUACUGUACAUCUGUCAAGACACCAGUCAACUGCAUCCUUCCAAACCAGUCUGUCACAGGGCAGUGUCACUCAGAGGAGAGUGCUUUAAUCUCUUUUACACACACGACCUACAAAAGACAACAUGUGGCCAUGAUUAACUAGUGCCACUCGAGUGACGGAACUGUGCCAUCCCUCCACCCAUGACCGGUUUCUGCUUUCUUUACUUCCGGCUACGGAUAACUAUGGCAUCAUCAUCAUCAGCGGGAUUUGAACUUGUGAUCUCCUGAUAAGGUUGUGUCACUCAGGAGCUCUGCAUAUUAAACUCGAGCAUUAUUCUAUAAAUGUCAUGUAAUUUAUAUACAGUAAAAGGUUCACCUUCAAAUAAAUUGAUUCUAACAUGUUAAUGAUGCAUUAAUAAUAUCUGUAAAUGAUAACCCUUUAUGUAUAAAAAGUGCUCUUUUUCAAUACUGCAAUAAUAAUCCCAUGUGACAUGU